Nipponia nippon (crested ibis) is the source of this 1227-nucleotide messenger RNA. Lineage: Eukaryota; Metazoa; Chordata; Aves; Pelecaniformes; Threskiornithidae. The record is from RefSeq and is a predicted model, not a curated record.
AUGGCAUCACCGGAUGGAGCCAGCGGCGUGGGUGGCAGCCCCGAGGAGACGGAGCUCAGCAUCACCCUGACCCUCCGCAUGCUCAUGCAUGGCAAGGAGAUCGGCAGCAUCAUCGGCAAGAAAGGAGAGACGGUUAAGAGGAUACGAGAGCAGAGCAGCGCGCGCAUCACCAUCUCAGAGGGGUCCUGCCCUGAGCGCAUCACCACCAUCACCGGCUCCACCGACGCCGUCUUCCGCGCCGUCUCCAUGAUCGCCUUCAAGCUGGAGGAGGACCUGGGAGCGGGGAGCGAUGGGGCAGCAGUGGGCAGAGCGCCGGUGACGCUGCGCCUCGUCAUCCCAGCCAGCCAGUGCGGCUCACUCAUCGGCAAGGCGGGAGCUAAGAUCCGGGAGAUUCGGGAGAGCACGGGGGCACAGGUGCAGGUGGCCGGUGACCUGCUGCCCAACUCCACCGAACGGGCCGUCACCGUCUCGGGGGUGCCAGACACCAUCAUCCAGUGCGUGAGGCAGAUCUGCGCCGUCAUCCUGGAGUCGCCUCCGAAGGGGGCCACCAUCCCCUACCACCCUGGCCUCUCCCUGGGCACCAUCCUGCUCUCUGCCAACCAGGGCUUCUCCAUGCAGGGCCAGUACAGUGGGGUCUCUCCCGCAGAGGUGACAAAGCUGCAGCAGCUGUCAGGGCACACUCUCCCCUUCGCCUCCCUGGGCCACGCACCCUCCAUGGUGCCAGGCCUGGACACCAGCUCCCAGAGCAGCUCCCAGGAGUUUCUGGUGCCCAAUGACCUCAUCGGCUGUGUCAUCGGCCGGCACGGCAGCAAGAUCAGCGAGAUCCGGCAGAUGUCGGGCGCCCACAUCAAGAUUGGGAACCAGACCGAGGGCUCCAGUGAGCGGCACGUGACCAUCACGGGGUCCCCUGUCAGCAUCGCCCUGGCUCAGUACCUCAUCACAGCCUGCUUAGAGACGGCCAAAUCUACCUCCCAGGUGCCGCCGGGCCCUGGCUCCAUGGACCUCGGCGUGGGCUUCUCCCAGCCUCUCACUCCGGGCUCCGGUGCGGCGCUGCCUGCCGUCGCCCCGGCCCCCCCAGCCCUGCUGGGCACCCCCUACACCAUCUCCCUCUCCAACUUCAUCGGUCUGAAGCCAGUGUCCUUCCUGGCACUGUCCCCAUCCUCCGUGGCGGGGCCCCACGCCAAUGGCACCAAGAAAGCCGACCGGCAGAAGUUCUCACCCUACUGA